Messenger RNA from Aspergillus aculeatinus CBS 121060, 1063 nucleotides. Its product is annotated as DNL-type zinc finger protein. The record is from RefSeq and is a predicted model, not a curated record. Gene Ontology annotation, molecular function: protein-folding chaperone binding; zinc ion binding. Gene Ontology annotation, biological process: protein folding; protein stabilization; protein import into mitochondrial matrix. Lineage: Eukaryota; Fungi; Ascomycota; Eurotiomycetes; Eurotiales; Aspergillaceae. The coding region runs from base 80 to 817 and encodes 245 amino acids. Gene Ontology annotation, cellular component: mitochondrion. The transcript has a single exon.
UUUUUCUUUCUUCGAUUGUCCUUCACUGAAUCUACACCACCUCCCUCUCUCAAUACCUUCCAACGCCAAACAGACAACAAUGCGCUCAAUCCAAUCCCUCUCCCACGGCCUCCGCGCCCUCACCCAGCGCUCCCUCCCCCGCGCAGCAACCAUCUCCAACGCCAGCGCCAGCGCCGGCGCCACUUUUCUCACACCCGCAUCCUCAUUUUCAUCCAUAUCAGCAUCAGCGUCAUCGCGCACAUUCACCCACCUCGCCCCUUCCUCCCCGCUCGCAACCACAAGAACCACAACUAAAACCACCGCACUCCUCUCCGCGCGCCACAACUCCACCACCACCACCACCACCAGCCAACCAGAUCCCACCGCCACCACCGAGGAGAGCAACACCAGCACCAACGAAAGCAACACCAACACCCUCACCGACCGCCACGGCGACGCCGCCACCGACGCGGCGCACGCGGAGCAGAACCGCCUCCGCCGCGAGCAGGAGCCCGCCUACCAGAUCACCUUCACCUGCAAGCCGUGCGGCGGGCGGUCGUCGCACCGCAUGUCCAAGCACGGCUACCACCGCGGCACCGUGCUGAUCCAGUGCCCCACCUGCAGCAACCGGCACGUCAUCGCCGACCACCUGAACAUCUUCUUCGACGAGAAGAGCACCCUCGAGGAUAUCCUGGCGCGCCAGGGGGACAAGCUGAUGCGCGGGUACACCAAUGGGGACAUGGAGUUCUGGGAGAAUGGGGAGGGGAAGGAGGCGGAGGCUGCGGAUGGAAAGAACAAGGGUGGGGAGGCUGGGCAGGCGCAGAGUCGGAUUGCUUGAUUUUUUUUCCCGGGCUGAGGUUGUGCUGUAUGAUCAAGUGAAGGGGGAAAAGAAAAAGUGGGGGGUUGUGAAAUUCUGCUGGAGGUAUUCCGCAAAGCGUGGAGCGUGGUGCUAGAGGCGUUUUGGAUCCUUGUCUGUCAUGGACGUGUUUGGGUUGGGCUACUUGCUUCUGUGGAUAGAAUUUUGGGGAGGUUCAGGUGCAAUGACACUCUGCUCUACAUACUUACUUAGGGCUGGACUCUGAAA